This is a messenger RNA of Penicillium expansum, 1203 nucleotides long. Its product is annotated as alpha/beta hydrolase. The transcript has 2 exons. The coding region runs from base 1 to 1203 and encodes 400 amino acids. The record is from RefSeq and is a predicted model, not a curated record. Lineage: Eukaryota; Fungi; Ascomycota; Eurotiomycetes; Eurotiales; Aspergillaceae.
AUGCGUACGUCAACAAUUGGGCUUUGGGCUCUGACGGCUGGUCUCGCCGCCGCAAAAACCUGCUACAACGUAACCGUUGAGGUCCCUGUCACCGCUCGCAACGGGGUGUUCGACAACAUCAACACGCCUCAGACGAACUUUGACGCUACUUCAUUCGUCCUCUCGGCGACUAAGCAGGGUAGAAAUUUGUCAGAAACAGCUUUGUCGGGCUACGCUACCGUGUCGGGCCACUACAAUAUCUCGACCCAAUACUGUAUGCCGAAGAACGCUGGGAAUUCGGCCUACACUCUUCAGAUCCUGACACAUGGAAUGGGCUUUGACAAGUCAUAUUGGGAUCUACCAUACCACAACUAUAACUACUCCUACGUGGAUUACGUCUUGUCUCUUGGAUAUCACACCCUCUCCUACGAUCGACUGGGCCUUGGAAAAUCCUCACACGGUGACGCAAAGAACGAGAUCCAAGCAUUCCUAGAGAUCGAAGCUCUCGCUCAGUUGACUCGCAUGGUGCGCAACGGCAAGAUGUCCAAGAUCAAGACCCCUGCGAAGGUCGUCCACGUCGGACAUUCAUUCGGCUCUGCCCAGACAGUUGCUCUGUCCGCGAUGUAUCCAGAGCUGUCCGAUGCACUCGUGCUCACUGGGUACACCACAAGCGCCGACUAUAUGCCAAUGUUCCUCAGCGGCGCCAAUUUCCAACAAGCCCGACUCAAUGGCAAGAACUCGGACUACACAGCUGGGUACUUGAAGAGUGCAGACAUCGGCAGCAAUGUAUAUCUCUUCUUCUACCCUCCCCAUUUCGACACCGGUCUUCUCGAAUGCGCAGAAGAGAACAAGCAGCCCAUGACCAUCGGCGAACUCCUGACUAUCACUGGUCUGCCAGCACAGAGCAACUUUACUGGACCUGUUUAUGUCAUUGAUGGUGCGAACGAUGUGCCAUUUUGUGGAGGCGACUGUUUACAUACGGGUGGCAAAGCGGCUUCUAUUCCUGCUGCUGCCAAGGGGAUCUUCCCCUUGGCCACUGCUUUCUCUGCCUACGUCCAUCCCAACACUGGCCAUGCUAUUAAUCUGCACUAUAAUGCCACCGGGGCUUAUAAGCAGAUCAAUGACUUCUUGGGGGCUCACGGCUUGUUGAGCAAGAGUCAUCAUAAUGAUCAUGCUCGUCAUCAUCAGCGAAAAGAUGGGGGAACUAAGGGCCCUGAUCUUUGA